AUUGGCUUUGAUGGAAAGAAAGGUAAGGAUUUGAAGCUUUUCAGUUUUGCUUCCAUUUUGGCUGCCACAGAAAACUUCUCCCCUGAAAAUAAACUUGGCCAGGGUGGUUUUGGUCCAGUAUUUAAGGGAAAAUUGCUUGAGGGGCAAGAAAUAGCAGUCAAACGGCUUUCAAGGAGUUCCCUACAAGGACUUGUGGAGUUCAAGAAUGAGCUGAUACUAAUAGCCAAGCUCCAACAUUUGCAUCUUGUUAGACUCUUGGAUUGUUGUGUCAGAGGUGAUGAGAAGAUGUUGAUCAACGAGUACAUGCCCAACAAGAGCUUAGACUUCUUUCUCUUUGAUCCAACAAGAAGAGAGUUGUUGGAUUGGAAAAAACACUACAACGUCAUUGAAGGCAUUGCACAAGGGCUUCUCUAUUUGCAUAGAUAUUCUAGGCUGAGAAUCAUUCACAAAGAUCUCAAGGCAAGUAAUAUCCUGCUUGAUAAAGAUAUGAAUCCCAAAAUUUCAGACUUUGGUAUGGCUAGAAUCUUCUGGCGAAAUGAAUCGGAUGCAAAUACAGACAGGAUUGUUGGAACAUAGAAAGUAAACUUUGGUUACAUGUCACUGGAGUAUGCCAUGGAGGGAAAUUUUUCGGAUAUCUACAGCUUUGGAGUAUUGUUGCUUGAGAUUGUCAGCGGCCGGAGGAACACUGGCUUUUACAGUCCAGAAUGCUCCCUAAACUUGGUGGGAUAUGCUUGGGAACUAUGGAAAGAAGGUAGCGUUACAGAGCUGAUAGAUUCAACAUUAUUAGCCGAUUAUUCUGCUAGACCACAAAUUGUGAGAUGCAUUCGUGUGGGUCUGCUGUGUCUCCAAGACUGCGCAGCAGAUAGGCCAACAAUGGCAGAUGUGCUUCAAAUGAUUUUCAACCAAAGUGUGCCUCUACCUGUUCCAAAGCGAGUGUCGGUUCCCUUUCAGCUUCAAAUGCAUGACUCGAAUUCUUAUGGAACAAACCAGGAAAGUUCUUCAGUACCUACGUCUAUUACAGUAUUCGAACCAGGGUAAAAGUUUGAUCAGCAGCCAAAGGAAUUAAGCGGCAUGGGAAGAAUUAGUUCCCCGUUUGAAAGUGUGCUUAUAUGUUAUACAUUUAUAUAGCCC
Molecule: messenger RNA, 1131 nt
Organism: Morus notabilis
Lineage: Eukaryota; Viridiplantae; Streptophyta; Magnoliopsida; Rosales; Moraceae
Product: G-type lectin S-receptor-like serine/threonine-protein kinase At1g67520
Biological process (GO): protein phosphorylation
Molecular function (GO): protein kinase activity; ATP binding
Source: RefSeq, a predicted model, not a curated record